UACUCUAAUUGUCUGUGUUAAUAUGCUCUGUACUCUAUGGCGUCAACCGUUACGUUGAUUAGCAAAAUUGAAACAAACCGAACCAAACAAAAGUAAAAAAUCCGACGCUUGACGCCACUUGCCGAUAUUAGUCAAAUAUGUGCCUUAUCAAAUAAAUAGAAAAGUAAACAAAAGUAUUAAUUUUGCUUUGUGUUUGAAUAAAUGAUUAAAAUGACUGACAGUGAAGACGAUUUGUUAGAAAAUUAUCAAUAUAGUUUUCAAAACGUGGGAAUGGCGAUCCGUGCGAAAGGCCCGAACAUAGAUUUUGAAAGUUUUAGCCUUCCAUCUUCAACUAUGCAAAUGCUGCCUGGGAAUGUAAACCGACCAAAAUACGGUCACAUGAAUAAUGGCCAACGAAGCUUAUAUUACAGAAGAGAGACUUCUCCAAUGUCCGCAUACAACGUUUCCCAUUUCAGUCGUCCCUAUAAUCGUAGUUUCUCCGCACGAAGUCAUACAGGUUCUCUCCAGUCUGUUUACAAUCGUGGAAACCGUUCACCCGCUUCCGUAAGGAGUAUAGAUUCAAAUGCAACUGUUACAGCUUCAGAUAUAGUGGUUGCAUUAAAAAAUGAACACUUCAACAAGUAUGACCAAAAACUGUUAAAAGCUGCAUGUUAUAAGUUCUUAAAGAAUAAAUCAAGAAAGAGACUUGAGUACAUGCGGAAUCGUAGGAUUCUAAUGAACAAAAUUAGAAGGCGACAUUCCACAGAAGACUUAGGGGAAUUAGCAAGUGAAUCAUCUUCCAGUAGUGAAAAUAGUGUAUCACCUAAAAUCUUUAAACCUAAGGAUUCUAAUGGUAAAAUAAUCAAAAAUAAUGUAAAUCAAGAUUGUAUGGAGAAUAAUUAUACAAAUAUACUUGAUGUUAAUCAGAAACAAAAUGUAAAUGGAGAAGAAACAAGUGUUAUAGCUACAGUAAGCAAACAAUGUACAUACACUAGUAAAGAAAAUUGUUUCUUACUAAAAGACCAAUUCAAAAAAAGAUUUCUUUUACCACAACAAAGAUUUUCUAAUUCUAAUAAUGGACCUUCAUCAGAAACAAACAUAUCAUGUAAUUCUAACAAAAAUCAAGUGCCUAAACUAAUUAGACAAUGUCCAAGAGAAUUAAAUGAAAAUAACAGUGAUGAAGAAAUAUUUUCAGUACCAAUCAAUGAUAGACUUUCAGGAAAGUCACAGACAACAACUCGUAAAAGAACUAUUGAUUCUAAUUAUAAAGAGGAUAAUCCGAAGGCACCCAAACAGAUGAAAAUUGAUACACCUAAAAAAACAGAUAGUUUAAACUGUGUAAAUAAUAUUAAAAAUGAUUUUAACUUUGCAAAGCCACAGAUGCCUGUAACAAAAUUUGUCAAGCUUAAAAAGAAGAAAGCGCAACCUGAAAUAUUAAUAUCUAAAUCAUCUCAACCACUUUCUGUAAUUAAUGAAACUGUCUUAAAUACAUUAUCUCCAAUACAAAUACAACCUAUUCAAGAAUCUACUAGACAAGAUAUUAAUAACACAGAUAAAAGAAGCAGCAUAAAUAAUGAGUCUGUGAAUACAACCAAUGAUGUAUCCAAAAGGCCAAGUUUUGUGAAAAGAAAGUUAUUUACUCAAAAACUCGAUGUUAUCGAAGCUAAGAUUGAUACACCUCAAAGUAGUCCUUCGGUAGAUAAAUAUGUUGGUAACAAAGAAAAAACUAAACCACGAAAAUUGGCAUCUUCACAGUCUUGUCUGAGCCGUGAUGUAGCGGAAGAUAAUAAUAAUCUGUUGAAUCUCCUUCACAAAAUAGUGCCAGUUGAGCAAAUGAGUUUAAUCAACUCGACAACAAAUAAACCUGAUACUGGGAAUAGAAAGAGUGAAGGUGAUUGUGCUAAAUGGGAUAUUGAUUCAGUUUUAUCUACUUGCAAUGCAGAUGAUGGCAGUGACACUUAUACUGAUGAGGAAAUACUUGCAAAUGGAAAGAACGAGAACGGAAAAUCUAAUGAAAUAGCCCAAACAAAUGUAGUAUCCAAAGAAGUUGAGGAAAUCCCACCCAAAAAUAAAAUACUUCGAAAAACUGUUGGAAUCAAAGAUGGAAAUGAGAAUACUACAAAAACAAAUCAAAAAUCAUUUUGUGAUACUGACAUUGAGAGUGACUGGGAAAGUAAUGUAUUUUUGCCUUCUAAACUUAACAAUUGCCAAAGGAGUAAGGCUGCAGGUAAUCAACGGGUUGAUAAAGUAAUUAAAAAUAAGAGUGCUGCAGUCAAUUCUUUGGCUAAAAAUAUUAAUGCAAACUGUCUAAAUGUUGAUGCAAUUAAAAAAACAGCAAACAAUUGUCAACCAUCAAUUUGGGAUACAGACUUUGAGAGUGAUCUAGAAAGUUUUGUAAUUUUGCCCAAAAAAACAGGAAACUGUAAAACAAAUAAUGCUACAAUUAACAAAAAUCAUAAUGAUAAAGAAAAUUGUGGAAGUAACAAAAAUGUUCAAGUUAAUUCUAAAACGAAAAAGAAUAACUCAAAGUCUGUAAACAUUGAUGUAAAUAAGACAGUUGCUAACAAUUAUCAAAAGUCAAUUUGGGACACUGACUUUGAAAGUGAUCUUGAAAGUUGUGGCAUUUUACCUCAAGCUAAAAAAGCAAAUAAAAUAAAUGCAACAAAUACAGCUAACAGAAAAGUUAAUACAGAAGAAAAUUGUGAUAAUAAAAAUGGCGCAGUUAAUUCUAAAACUAAAAAUGUUAUUAAACCAAUGAGUCAAAAGGUUAAUGCAAAUAAAAAAACUGCCAGGAAUCAACCAAAGUCUAUCUGGGAUACGGACUUUGAGAGUGAUAUGGAUCUAUCAAAUAAAUCUGGAAUUUGUAAAACCGAUGCAACAGCAAUUAAUCAAAGUAAGUUCAUAUUUUGCGGUACAUUGUUGGUAAUAUAUGCCUUAUAA
Messenger RNA from Papilio machaon (common yellow swallowtail), 2919 nucleotides. RefSeq names its product GATA zinc finger domain-containing protein 14-like. Bases 202 to 2919 code for a protein of 905 amino acids. Lineage: Eukaryota; Metazoa; Arthropoda; Insecta; Lepidoptera; Papilionidae. The transcript has 7 exons. The record is from RefSeq and is a predicted model, not a curated record.